Messenger RNA from Corvus hawaiiensis (hawaiian crow), 2066 nucleotides. RefSeq names its product growth factor receptor bound protein 7 (gene GRB7). The transcript is spliced from 15 exons. The record is from RefSeq and is a predicted model, not a curated record. Bases 207 to 1775 code for a protein of 522 amino acids. Gene Ontology annotation, biological process: signal transduction. NCBI's taxonomy places the organism in Eukaryota, Metazoa, Chordata, Aves, Passeriformes, Corvidae.
GUGACCUGAGGCCACGGGCUUGGGCUGGCGGGUUGGUGGCAGGGCAGGGCAGGUCCCAGGGCCCUGUCUGUCACAUCCCCCCGUGUCCCCUGCUGUGUCCCACCAGCAGCAUCACCCCACCUGACCCCUGGCUGUCCCUGCAUCCCCAGGUCACCCCGGGGUCUGGCCAGGUGGGGAGACCCAGCCCAGCGCAGUCAGAUAAUGCCAUGGAGGGGGGGGCUCAGCAGAACAGCCUCUGGGAGCCCCCCGAGCAGGAUGGGGGUCCCAGUGAGCGGGACGCGGGUGAGGGGCCACCCGAGGUCAAGCGCUCCCAGCCGCUCUUCAUCCACGGCAGCAGCCGGCAGCUGCCACAGGAGGAGCCACGAGCGUCGUCACUGCCCAGCAUCCCCAACCCCUUCCCCGAGCUCUGCAGCCCCUCCAACUCACCCAUCCUGAGCAGCCCGGCCCUGGGACAGGGACCCCCCCGCGAGGGCACCUCCCACGUGGUGAAGGUGUUCGGCGAGGAUGGCGCGUGCCGCUCGCUGGAGGCGUCGGCAGGGACCACGGCGCGGCAGCUCUGCGAGACCCUGGUGCGCAGGACGCGGGCGCUGCACGACCACAGCUGGGCCCUGGUGGAGCUGCACCAGCACCUGGCCCUGGAACGCUGCCUGGAGGACCAUGAGUCGGUGGUGGAGGUGCAGAGCUCCUGGGCCCCAGGCGCCGACAGCCGCUUUGUGUUCCGCAAGAACUUCGCCAAGUACGAGCUCUUCAAGAGCAACGCGCAGUCACUGUUCCCUGAGGUGAUGGUGUCCAGCUGCCUGGAGGCCAAUAAGAGCAUGGCACACUCCGAGCUCAUCCAGAAUUUCCUCAACUCCGGGAGCUGCCCCGAGGUCCAGGGCUUCCUGCAUCUGCGGGAGGCCGGGCGCAAGGUCUGGAAGCGUUUCCACUUCUCCCUGCGCCGCUCAGGGCUCUACUACUCCACCAAGGGCACCUCCAAGGACCCCCGGCACCUCCAGUACUUUGCUGACCUCACCGAGUCCAACAUCUACUACGUGACGCAGGGCAAGAAGCUCUACGGGACCCCCACCGAGUUUGGCUUCUGCAUCAAGCCCCACAAGGUGCGGAGCGGCGUGAAGGGCCUGAAGCUGCUGUGCAGCGAGGACGAGCAGAGCCGCAGCUGCUGGAUGGCCGCGUUCCGGCUCUUCAAGUAUGGGAUGCAGCUCUACUGCAACUACCAGCAAGCGCAGGCACGGCUGAGCCAACCCCCCUGGAUCGGCCCCACACCCCUGCGAAGCGUCUCGGAUAAUGCACUGGUGGCCAUGGACUUCUCGGGGUGCACGGGCCGGGUGAUCGAGAACCCCAGUGAGGUGCUGACUGCGGCCCUGGAGGAGGCACAGGCCUGGAGGAAGAAGACGACACACCGGUACAGCCUGCCCGCAGCCUGCCACAGCUCCCCACUCAGCGCCGCCAUCCACCGCACCCAGCCCUGGUUCCACGGGCGCAUCUCCCGGGAGGACACCCAGCAGCUCAUCGGCCGUCAGGGCUUGGUGGACGGGGUCUUCCUGGUGCGGGAGAGCCAGAGGAACCCCAAGGGCUUCGUGCUGUCCCUGUGCCACCUGCAGCGCAUCAAACACUACCUCAUCCUGCCGAGCGAGGAGGAGGGUCGGCUCUACUUCACCAUGGACGACGGGCAGACGCGCUUCGCCGACCUCAUCCAGCUCGUGGAGUUCCACCAGAUCAACCGCGGCAUCCUGCCCUGCAAGCUGCGGCACUACUGCACCUGCGUGGCCCUCUGAGCCAUGGCACGGCACCACUGUGAGGGUUUGCCACAGCCUGGCACCACCGGCAUGGCAGGGUUUGGCUCAUUCUGGCACUGCCAGCAUGGCUUGGCACAGUCUGACACUGCUGGCAUGCUUUGGCUCACUCUCACUGCCGACAUAGCACGGCUUGAUGCAGCCUGGCACCACCGGCACGGAACGGCUCGGCACAGCCUGGCACCACUGGGAUUGUUUGGCACAGCCUGGCCCUGCUGAUGCGGCACAGCUUGGCACAGCCCAGCACCACCAGCGCAGUUUGGCACAGCUGGG